AUGUUCACCAGUUCGAUAUUACUGCUGAGUUCAGCAGUCGGUGCCUACAGCUCGUACCUAAAUUCUAAGACGAAAGAAUUUGCUGUCAAUGGGACGGGCUUGCCGGAAGUCGACUUCGACAUUGGUGAAUCGUAUGCCGGGUAUCUGUCUAACAGACCGUCGGGUGACUCGAAUCUCUACUUUUGGUUCUUUCCAUCCACCAACCCUGAUGCUUCCGAGGAGAUCACUAUCUGGCUGAAUGGAGGCCCUGGAUGUACUUCCCUUGCCGGAUUGCUUCAAGAGAACGGCCCGUUCCUCUGGCAGCCCGGCACUUCCGUCCCUUUCCAGAACCCAUAUUCCUGGAACAACCUGACCAACAUAGUCUAUGUGGAUCAGCCGGCAGGCACGGGCUUAUCGCUGGGUCCUGCAACUGUAUGGAAUGAAGAAGAUGUUGCGAAACAAUUCAUCGAUUUCUGGAAACGUUUCGUGGAUACAUUCGACCUGAAGAAUCGCAAGGUUUACCUCACCGGGGAGAGCUACGCCGGAAUGUACAUUCCCUACCUCGCCUCUGCUAUGCUCGACAAGGAAGAUUCGGAGUAUUUUGAUGUCUCUGGGAUUUUGUUGUAUGAUCCACUCAUCAACGAACAGAACUCGCAGUUCAACCCUCCCGCGGUGCCCAUGAUCAACCACUACCAGCCAGUCCUGGGUCUGAACGAAACCUUCAUGCACCAGAUCAACAGCCGUCACAGGGACUGCGGCUACGCUGAUUUUAUGGACCAGGCUCUCCAGUUCCCUCCAUCCGGCGCUCUGCCGCCUGCCCCCAGCGCCGACCGACCCGGAUGUGACAUUUGGACCGACAUCGUCGACGCAGCCACCUACGUGAACCCAUGCUUCAACAUCUACCACAUCACCGACUUCUGCCCCGUCCUCUGGAACGUGAUGGGCUUCCCAACCACCGACGCCGGCCCCAGCAACUACUUCAACCGCAGCGACGUCCAGAAAGCCAUCAACUCCCAGCCGAUCGACUUUCACGCCUGCUCGCUAGACGACAUCUUCCAGGGCGAAGAUAACGAGGAUCAGUCCGAGCCCAGUGCUCUGGGGCCCUUGCCGAGCGUGAUCGAACGCACCAACAACACCAUCAUCGGACACGGGCUGCUGGACUUCCGCUUGAUCGCGAACGGCACCCUCGCUACAAUCCAGAACAUGACCUGGAACGGGAACCAGGGUUUCCAGAAGCCCCCGACGGAGUCAUUAUUCGCUCCAUACCAUCCCUUCUAUGGAAAGGCGGCGCGAACGGAUACCGAUGAAGAUCGGCCCUUGACUCACGACGCUGGCUCCGGCUUCCUGGGCACUACUCACACCGAGCGCGGCUUAACUUACACCACAGUGGAUCUCUCUGGGCACCAGGUCCCGCAAUACUCUCCUGGCACCGCUUUCCGGCAUCUUGAGUUCCUUCUCGGACGCAUUGACAGUCUUUCUGAGAUUACCAAAACUUUCUCCUCUGGGACCGGAUAG
Aspergillus steynii IBT 23096 is the source of this 1494-nucleotide messenger RNA. Its product is annotated as carboxypeptidase cpdS precursor. The record is from RefSeq and is a predicted model, not a curated record. Lineage: Eukaryota; Fungi; Ascomycota; Eurotiomycetes; Eurotiales; Aspergillaceae. Gene Ontology annotation, biological process: proteolysis. Bases 1 to 1494 code for a protein of 497 amino acids. Gene Ontology annotation, molecular function: serine-type carboxypeptidase activity. The transcript has 5 exons.